This is a messenger RNA of Zasmidium cellare ATCC 36951, 1371 nucleotides long. RefSeq lists its product as uncharacterized. NCBI's taxonomy places the organism in Eukaryota, Fungi, Ascomycota, Dothideomycetes, Mycosphaerellales, Mycosphaerellaceae. The record is from RefSeq and is a predicted model, not a curated record. Bases 1 to 1371 code for a protein of 456 amino acids. Gene Ontology annotation, cellular component: cytoplasm. The transcript is spliced from 3 exons. Gene Ontology annotation, molecular function: saccharopine dehydrogenase activity.
AUGGCCACCGAAUUGCAGAACAGCAGAGCCAAGAAGGUACUACUCCUCGGUUCUGGUUUCGUCACGCGACCAGCUGCCGUUGAGCUUGACAAGGCCAAUGUGCUAGUCACUGUCGCCUGCCGAACCUUGGAGAGCGCAAAGAAGCUCGCAGAAGGUCUCAAGUACGCCAAUGCCAUCUCUCUCGAUGUUGCCAACAAGGAGGCUCUUGAGGCGGAGAUCGCCAAGGUCGACUUGGUCAUCUCCCUAAUCCCAUACACUUUCCACGCUCAGGUCAUUCAAGCCGCCAUCAACCAGAAGAAGAAUGUCGUCACCACCUCGUAUGUCUCUGAUGCCAUGAUGGCACUCGACAAGCAGGCCAAGGACGCCGGCAUCACUGUCUUCAACGAGAUUGGUCUCGACCCUGGCAUUGACCACCUGUACGCCGUCAAGACCAUCUCCGAGGUCCACGAGCAAGGUGGCAAGAUCACCGGCUUCUGGUCCUACUGUGGUGGUCUCCCAGCUCCAGAGGAUUCCGACAACCCGCUCGGCUACAAGUUCUCCUGGUCUCCUCGCGGUGUCCUUUUGGCCGCCAGCAACACUGCCAAGUUCUACAAGGACGGCAAGAUCGAGACUGUUAGCGGUGCUGACUUGAUGGGCACCGCCAAGCCAUACUUCAUCUACCCAGGCUUCGCAUUCGAGGCUUACCCCAACAGAGACAGCACUCCAUUCCGAGAGCGAUACGACAUCCCAGAGGCCCAGACCGUUGUUCGAGGAACGCUCCGCUACCAAGGCAACCCAGCCAUCGUUCAAACCUUCCAAGACCUCGGUCUGCUGAGCGACAAGGAGCAAGACUACCUCAAGUCUCCUAUCUCCUGGAAGGAGGCCUUCGGCAAAAUCGUUGGAUCCAGCAGCCAUAACGAGCAAGACCUCGCCUGGGCAGUGGACUCCAAGACCAAGUUCAAGAACACCGAGGAGAAGGAGCGGAUUCUCACAGGUCUGCGCUGGUACGGUCUGUUCAGCGACGACAAGAUCGAGCCCCGCGGUACUCCCCUCGACUGCCUCUGCGCUACCCUCGAGAAGAAGCAGCAGUACUUCGAAGGCGAGCGUGACUUUGUCAUGCUCCAGCACAAGUUCGAGAUCACCUGGCCCGAUGGCAAGAAGGAGAUGCGGACGUCGACUCUCACCGAGUACGGUGAGCCCACCGGCAGCGGCGGCUACAGCGCCAUGGCUAGAUUGGUCGGUGUCCCUUGCGCAGUUGCUGUGCUCGCUGUUCUCAACGGCGAUAUCUCCGACAAGGGUGUUCUCGCGCCUGUCACCCCCAAGUACGUCGAGCCAAUCCGCAAGAAGCUGCUCGAGUACGGCAUCGAGCUCAAGGAGAAGACUUUGGCGUAA